Stylonychia lemnae is the source of this 1248-nucleotide messenger RNA. The record is from the annotation of a GenBank genome assembly. Lineage: Eukaryota; Ciliophora; Spirotrichea; Sporadotrichida; Oxytrichidae.
AUGAACCUAUCAAUCUUUAAGAAAAAAUCAUUAGUUGUCAAGUCAGAGGAGAUACUGAGCGUUUUAGGAAAUAAGAGUGAAGCUCUAAAAGUGAAUUCUAGUAGUAGAUAUUUGGGGUUUAUAAUGACUGGCACAUGUGUGUUUGAUAUCAAAGAAGAAGUCAAACCAUAAUCUAGUAUUGAAAAAAUAAACUAGGAAUUUCUGUGCAAUUUUCUGACAAAUAUGAUUCUUUAAUCUCAUUUUUAACUUGAUUCUAGCAAAGAAGAUGAUUAGGCAGAAUCAAUCAUUGAACUUGAGAUAUUCUCAAUUAAAAAAAGUUCCCAGAUCUCUGAAAUGCUAGUUCAAAUCUAAAAUGAAGACCAAUCUUUUAAAACUCAUGAGUUAAGUACUUUCACCAUAAAUUAGGAUUCUUCUUUGAUUUAAUAGUCAUUUGACAACAGGCUUAAAGUCCUAACGAAUAUUAGGAAGUUAGGAGAAAUCGAUCUACGAAAUUUAAAGUACUUUUAAACAAAGGGUAUUCUUGAUGAUUACAUUAUCAAAGGCCAUUUUAGUGUCUAGUAUAACAUUUUGCUUUUCAAACUUUAACAAAAAUAGAUAAAUUAAUCACAAUACAACAAAGUUAUUCUGCCUAAGCUUGUCAAUAAUCUUGAAGAGAAGCACAACAAUACACAAAAGGAUCAUUCCAUAAAAAAUCUAAUUUCACAAAAAAAUCAUUCCUAAAUAUUAAAAAAUAUGCCAGUAAAGCAGAUCAAUAAUGAACCUGAAAAUAGCAGUAGAUAAAAACAUAGUAAAAAUUCAUUUGCAAAAGCUAGGUAUAGCUAGGAGGACAUACAAAGUCAAGUCUAGCUCAAUAAUAACUUAAAGAGUAGUGAAAACAAAUAGUCAAAUUUCAAAAAGCUUUUUUCUAUAUUCAACUAAAAUAGAGUGCAGCCGGCAAAGGAUAAGCUGAACUCUUAAAAUUCAUAUUAAAUCAAUGAUUCCUAAGAUAUUAUCCCUGAAAGUUUCAAUAAAAUGAAUGACAUAUCCAAAAAUGAAGAUAAAACUAUGAUAAUUGAGAAUGAGACAGAUUAGAGUAGUAUUGGCAUAGCUGCUUAAACUAAGUUUGGAGCUAAUAUUAAUAUUGCAAAAGAGGCUUACAUUCGUUAAACUGAAUCAAACUCAUUUACCUAAAUUAAGCUAAUAGACUAAAACCUAAGUGCUAUUGACAAUCCAUGCGACAUCUCAUAAUCGAAGAUUAACAUGCUAUGA